Molecule: messenger RNA, 444 nt
Organism: Danaus chrysippus (African queen)
Lineage: Eukaryota; Metazoa; Arthropoda; Insecta; Lepidoptera; Nymphalidae
Source: the annotation of a GenBank genome assembly
AUGACACCUGAAGAGUGUAAGGACUUCAAAGAACAGAUAUUAAAGGAGAUAGCUCAGCACAAGAUAAAGAUAUACGAGUUCCCGGAGAGCACGGGCGAGGAGGGGGAGGGGGCGGACACAAACCGCGCGCUGCGAGCACGUGUACCCUUCGCUGUGGUGGGGGCGAACACGGUCAUAGAACAAGAUGGACGGAGAAUAAGGGGACGGAAGUACCCCUGGGGUAUAGCUGAAGUGGAGAAUUUGGAGCAUUGUGACUUCCUGGCGCUACGUAAUAUGGUGAUUCGUACACAUCUGCAAGACCUCAAAGAUGUUACUAGCUCAGUCCACUAUGAGAACUACCGAUGCCGCAAACUGGCCGGUCUAAACACACGACGGACAGCCACACGGACUAAACUCCAACAAGAAUCCAUUAGCUCAGAUGGAAGAAGAGAAAAGAGAGCAUGA